UAACAGUCCACCAAGGGGUGGCAAUUUCAGCUCAACUACUGUGUAUGGCACAUGUCUUAAUCGACUGGGAUUUGAGACCAGCGUCCGGCGGAAUAUCGGAGAACUCCGUGUCUUAUCGCCACAUAAUAUCAGGGCCUGCCUUGGCACAUUGAUUAAGAUAACCCGCCCGGGGAAGAAUUUAGUCCCACUCAGCCGCAGCCCCCCUACAUUCGAGAAAAGAGGGGGAAUCAUGAACCCUGACGGUGGGCGUGGGUGGAUUGGGAGGAACCCAAGGCUUAUCUCUCCAUCCACGAAUGUUAUCAAAUACUAUUUCUUUUAAUAAGAGUUGGCUUGGCUGCCUACCAGCCUGUGUUCGAGAUAGCCCGGAACCCAUCCAAUGGGCGGCGCGCGUGGCGUGGUUCGUGUGUAGGCUGCCUUAUCUUCCCCCGCAGGGAGUCCGGUUUAAAUCCCCGUCCCAGCACCGUGUGAUCUUUUUUGUCUGUGUGUUUUUCUCGCUUCGACAAUUGCCUCUCGUGCCCUUCGUGUUACACUCUUCGCACGUCACCAUGGCUUUUGAUCCAGAAAAAGGACCAAGCACGGUCAACUACUCGACCCACGACCAAACCUCCCUCGACCAUGAUGGCACGAUUUCGCACGAGACCGGUAUUAUGGCCAAGCUUCGCGCUAUCGAGGCCGCCAUGGACAAGAAGCUAGGACUCGAAUCGGAAGCCAUCACUCGCAAGCGCCCCGAAGACAAAAGAAAGGUGCAUUGGGUGGAGGAAUUAUCCAUGGCGUUUCUUUGGGCCAGUGGCACCAUGAACACCUCUUGUUUCGCCACGGGCUUCCUGGGCUGGGAAUUCGGCCUGACCCUGAAACAAUCCAUCCUCAUAAGCAUCUUUACUUCCAUCCUGGCUGCUUCGCUCAGUGGCUACUGCGCCACGUUCGGCGCCGCGACCGGUUUGCGCCAGAUCAGUGUCAGUCGGUACAGCUUCGGUUGGUGGCCUAAUAAGCUCGUGGCAUUGCUCAACGGUAUCCAACAAUUGGGCUGGGCAGCCGUCGCAUGCAUCACGGGUGGUCUUGCCUUGACGGCAGUUUCCGAUGGACAUGUUUCUUUGAUUCUGGGUAUCGUGAUUCUGGCCGUUGUCGCGCUGCUCAUCUCUGUCGUCGGACUGAACGCCAUUCUCAUCUAUGAGCGAUACGCUUGGAUGGUCUUCUUCAUCAUCUUCAUGAUCAUCUACGGCGAGACCGGAAAAUACGCAGACAACACAGCCCCGGCUACCGUGACGGGCACCUCCUUUUCCGGUGCCGUCCUCAGCUUAAUCGCCGUGGUCUACGGAUCCAGUGCUUCCUGGUGCACCAUGGCCAGCGACUACUACGUCCACUAUCCGACCAACGUGAACCGCGUCAAAGUCUUCCUGAUGACCACAUUCGGUAUUGCCAUUCCCACCUCCAUCGGCCUAGUCGCCGGUUGUGUGGUCGCCUCCGCCCUCAACAGCAAGCCGGACUGGUCCGAUGCGUAUGAAAACCAGGGAAUCGGCUAUCUCAUCCAAGACAUGCUUUACCCUCGCGGAUUCGCCAAGUUCCUCCUCACUCUUCUCGUCUUGUCCGGAAUCAACGUCAACGUCAUCAGUAUCUACAGUUCCGCUAUCUCUUUCCAGCAACUCUCGCGACCUUUCGGCCGUGUUCCUCGGUUUAUUUGGACUUUGUUCUGCUUCGCGUGCAUUCUUGCGCUGGCUAUUGGCGGUCGUCAGAAACUCAACACUUAUCUUCAGGAUUUCCUGAGCUUGCUCGGAUAUUGGUGCACUAGUUACGCGGUGAUAUUAUUCGAGGAACAUUAUAUUUUCCGCAAGGGAAACUUCGAUAACUAUGAUUUGGAGGGAUGGAAUGACCCGGCCAGACUGCCGUUGGGUAUCGGUGCGACUGUGGCGUUUCUCCUCGGAGUCGUGGCAUGGUGCAUGGGCAUGGACGAGACUUGGUUCAUUGGUCCUCUUGCCAAGUUGAUUGGAGAAGACGGUGGUGAUAUUGCCAACGAGUUUACGUUCGUAGUGACUGCUUUGAGCUAUAUACCCGCGAGAUAUCUGGAGCUCAAGUACUUUGGCCGAUAGUUACCUAACUGGUAGCUGUGGUUCUGUUUAAUAACUAAUUGCAUUUGUCAAUAUUAGCUGGCAUUGUACGAGUCCUCGACAGAGGUAUAUAAAAAUAUCAUUGUGAACAGAAUAGAUUCAAUUCGAAGAAAUAUGUCCAUAGUCGAGAGUAAUUCGAGCAACGGCGGUGGCUAAUACUCUACUAUGGCUUCUCCAGGUCUGCUAGACCUUUUUUGGAUGUUCACG
Messenger RNA from Aspergillus sclerotioniger CBS 115572, 2309 nucleotides. RefSeq names its product putative nucleoside transporter. Gene Ontology annotation, biological process: transmembrane transport. Gene Ontology annotation, molecular function: transmembrane transporter activity. NCBI's taxonomy places the organism in Eukaryota, Fungi, Ascomycota, Eurotiomycetes, Eurotiales, Aspergillaceae. The record is from RefSeq and is a predicted model, not a curated record. The transcript has 2 exons. Gene Ontology annotation, cellular component: plasma membrane; fungal-type vacuole membrane. Bases 294 to 2084 code for a protein of 596 amino acids.